Molecule: messenger RNA, 2517 nt
Organism: Limanda limanda (common dab)
Lineage: Eukaryota; Metazoa; Chordata; Actinopteri; Pleuronectiformes; Pleuronectidae
Gene: tmprss7
Product: transmembrane serine protease 7
Exons: 18
Coding region: 1-2517 (838 amino acids)
Biological process (GO): proteolysis
Molecular function (GO): serine-type endopeptidase activity; protein binding
Source: RefSeq, a predicted model, not a curated record
AUGGGCGCAGAGCGCGAGGAGAACGAGCCGGCGAGCAAAGACGAUGAUGCAGCUCAACACGACGCAGCUAGUAUUGCAGACGUGUCAGUGGAGGUGGCCACAGUGGACCACACGCUGCACAAGCUCUGCAGGAAGUACAGGAAGACCAGACGGAAGCCCAAGGGACUCAAGCGGCUGUGGGCCCACCUGCUGAACACCCCCCACCUGGCUCUCAUCAUAGCGGCGGUGGUGUUUGUGGUGGUGGUGAUCGUAUGGUCCCUGCUGUGGGUCUUCUUAUUCCGCAGGGAAAGCAACAGCGGAGCGUACUUCGCCGGGAUGUUCCGUCUCGCCAACGUGAAGUUUAUCCCCGAGUACCGGCAGGCUGAGUCCCACGAGUUUGUGUCCAUGGCAAACAAAAUACAACAUGUGGUGAGAGACGUGUACAAGAUGUCCUCAGUGGCCCGACUCUACAAGCAAGCUGUGAUUUCAGACCUCAGGUACAGUGAUAAAGAUGGCGUGCUGGUGCAUUUCUGGAUGGUGUUCGUGGUCCCCCAUCUGAGGAGCGCUGCUGUGUGUGAGGAGUGUGUGGGCGUCAUCUUCAGGGACUCUGUCCACACCAGCCUCAGGAACAGGACGUCUGUCGGCUACUUACUGAGUCUUCCAGUGGACAUCGACUCCAUCCUCAUCAAUGCUGUCCUGCGCUCAGACUACUCAACAAAUGCUGGAGCCGGCUCACAGUGUGUCGAUAAGAUGCACGCCAACCAUCCUGGGGCCAGGGUCCCUCUGAACGUCUUUUCAUCGUGGGGGGGUGUGAGUUGCCACGUGAAGCUCACCGUCGCCCCCGGUUCCCUCGUCCGUCUGACCAUCACCUGGUUCCUCAUUGAGCCCAGUGACUGUGUGCAUGACGCCCUGACCGUGUACGACGCUCUGCUGCCCAUGAGAGGGCGCAUUCUGCUCAGGCUGUGUGAGCCAGUGUCCGCCUCCUUCUCCCUCGUCUCUACCUCCAACGUCAUGCUGCUCUCCUUCAGAAUGACGAGCGGCAACAAGACCUUCAGAGGACACUUUGAGGCCAUCACAGAAGAAAUUUGCAUGUCUCAAAUUGAGACCCAGUUCGAGGCAGACGUCCCUGGUCACAUCUACAGCCCCUUCUACCCCAGCCUGCUGCCCCCUCAGUGCUCCUGCACCUGGAGGUUUGAGACCUCUAAUCGUGCUUUAGGAGUCGCUCUGCAGUUUCAGAACUACAUACUGAAACCAAAGGGCAUGAAGGGCUGUGACUCCGGCUGGUGGAAAGUCAAUGAAAUCAUUUUCUGCGGCAGCUACGUGGGACACCGCACGGUGUUUCGAAUCACCGACCACAACCCAGAGGUGGAGUUUCGCUGCAGCUCACGCAACUCUGCUCAGCCGUUUCAGGCGUCAUACAGCAGCUACAACAUCAGCCGACCCUGUCCAGAGAGCCACUUCCUGUGCUCCACUGGACUGUGUGUGGAGAAGAGUCGACGCUGUGACGGCCUGGACGACUGCCAGGACGAGAGCGACGAGGUCUUCUGCUCGAGGCCCACGAGGAAAUGUGGCGGCAAAAGUCCUCCCCAUCCUCUGCUUGUGUGCAAUGGGGAGACAGACUGCACCGAUGGAAGGGAUGAGAUCAACUGCACUCAUGAAACCCCCUGCUCUGCCAUCAGGUACCAGUGCAGCAGCGGCGUCUGCAUCCUGAAGAAGAACGCUAAAUGCGAUGGAGUUCCUGACUGUCGGGACCGCAGUGAUGAGGCCGAGUGUGCCUGUGGUCGUCCGACCCCGGUAAAGAAGGUGGGCUCCUCCUCGGGCCUUGAACGCAUCGUGGGUGGCGAUAACUCCGUGGAAGGGGAGUGGCCGUGGCAGGUCAGCCUACACUUCUCUGGUAACCUUUACUGUGGCGCCUCUGUCCUCUCCUCUAAUUGGCUCAUCUCGGCUGCACACUGCUUCAGCAAAGAAAGGCUGUCAGACCCGCGUCACUGGAGCGCUCACCUGGGCAUGCUGACGCAGGGCGGUGCCAAACACGUGGCGGAGAUCCAGCGGAUUGUGGUGCACGAGUAUUACAACGCGUACACGUUUGACUACGACAUCGCCCUGCUGCAGCUGAAGAAGCCCUGGCCUUCCCAUCUCGGCGCGCUGGUCCAACCCGUGUGUCUGCCGCCGACCUCCCACACGGUCACCAAGAGCCACCGCUGCUGGGUCACCGGGUGGGGAUACCGCUCAGAGGAGGACAAGGUGCUGCCGUCAGUCCUGCAGAAAGCAGAAGUUUCCAUCAUGAGUCAGACCGAGUGUAAGAAGAGCUACGGCCCCGUGUCGUCCCGCAUGCUGUGUGCCGGGGUCCCCUCCGGAGAGAGGGACGCCUGUCGGGGGGAUUCUGGGGGUCCUCUGUCCUGUCAGGCACCGGGCGGGGGUCGCUGGUUCCUCGUUGGUAUCGUCAGCUGGGGGGCGGGCUGUGGGCGACCCAACCUGCCUGGCGUCUACACCAGGGUCAACAAGUUCACCUCUUGGAUCUACAGCCAUAUCAGCUGA